Molecule: messenger RNA, 2413 nt
Organism: Nothobranchius furzeri (turquoise killifish)
Lineage: Eukaryota; Metazoa; Chordata; Actinopteri; Cyprinodontiformes; Nothobranchiidae
Source: RefSeq, a predicted model, not a curated record
UUUACGCCCCUCAUUGACAUUUAGGUAACUGUGUAAGUAUAGAUGACAUGAAAGAAAUAUAAUAGAAAUGAAGUUAGUAACAAGGAAAUAGAAGUAAAUAGAGUCCUCUGACUCUGAAAGGUGCUAAACAAGUGCAGGUCAUUUAUUUAGAUCAUUUACAGUAUAUGAAAUUAUCAAAUGGAGAAAUGCUGCAACAUGUUAGUGAAGCAGCUCAUAAUGAGUUUCCCUUCGUCUCAUGUUCUCCCAUGCAAGUCACAAGGUGCACACAUUUACAAAGGUAUCUCUGUGCUUAUAAUUGUGUGUGUGUGUGUGUGUGUGUGUGUGUGUGUGUGUGUGUGUGUGUGUGUGUGUGUGUGUGCUGCAGAGAGGCAAUCAGCCGAUUAUGUGAGAGGACAACAGUGAAAACAGCAGUGAAAAAUAAAAGGCCUCUGAACAGUGGAGUGUCUGCUGUUCUGGGUCAGAUCAACAUGCAGUUUUCUGGGAGCAGAGCCAUCCUCACCGUCUCCACAGACAGUCUGACUCUGAUCACAGCCUCGUCCUUACAGAAGAUUGCCCACCAUCCCAUGCAAGCCAUUUCCUUUGCUUCUGGAGGAGACCCUGUUAUGGCUGAUUACAUUGCUUAUGUGGCAAAGGACUUCAUCAAUAAAAGAGUUUGUCACAUCAUGGAGUGUCCUCAGGGUCGAGCCGGGGAGGUUAUCAGUAGCAUUGGCCAGGCCUUUGAGGCUCGCUUCCGACAACUUCUCAGUCAAACAUCGACCCUCCUCUCACCGAGGUCCACAGCAAGAAUCUGUCCCAAAUGGUGCACCAAGGGAUCACCAACAGAACAAAAGGGGAAACAACAAGCUCAGAGCAGUGGGCACUGGGAAUACUACAACAUAUUGCCAGGAAAGACUCCUACAACUGGUGGGAAAGAGGGCCUGCAGGUGUCGAGGGAGGAGAACAAACCAGAUGUUGACAUUCAGGAGGUCUGCCUGUCUUUGCCCGUUUCUCAGUAUGAGAACUGCUCCAUCUCAGAGGGGACAACAGUGCCACCUGCAGACCCACUGCAGUCUGUGUUCAGUCCUGAACAGCCCCUCUUUGAGACCCAAGUACAGAAUUUAAUCCAGGAAGAAGGAUGGUUCCAUGGCAGGCUGGGAAGAGAGCAGGCAGAGUCACUUCUCACCUGCAGCGGGGACUUCCUGGUCCGGGAGAGCAGCUCAGCUUCUGGACAGUACGUCCUCAGCGGGAUGGAGGGGGCCACGGUGCGACACCUACUGCUGAUGGAUCCACAUGGGCAGGUGCGGACGCGUGACCAGGUGUUUCAGAGCGUUGGUCACCUGGUGAGAUUCCACAUGGAGAAGAAGAUGCCCAUCUUCUCUGGAAGCAGCAAGCUGCGUCUGAAGCAGCCAAUCCUACAAUCACAGUAGCGUCAUCAGCGGUUAUAAACACGAGCAGCAAACUUAGAGCUGACAUGAUGAUCAGUAGCAAAAAAUAAACCAUAAAAUAAAACCUUUAAAGAGCUGCUAAAUAUGGUUAAAACUUCUGUUUGUUUAGUUAUUUCUAUCAGCUGAAUCGAUUAUUGCUGUAGUAUUUUUUGCAUUUUGUUUAGUAAUCAUUUGGUGUGUUUUUUUUAAUAUUUUCUCAUCUUUGUGUUCAGAACAGCAGAUCAACUGUUUCUGUCUGAAUUUCUCAGUGUUAGUUAAAAGUUUAGCACAGUUUCUGGAGGAACAUACCAGAACCUAGGUACAUUUCCAACUUUUUCCUGUAUACUGAAGAUUUAUUUGUAUUCAUUUGUAAAUUUUCUGUUAUUGUUAUUGUUUCCUGUGCCAAACACUCAUUUCUCACUUAUAAAAAAAUACCCAAGAGUAUGCUCUUUGUUAAAAUAAUAUAAUAAAAAUGUCAUUUGUCGUUGAUACUCUGUUAAAAUAUACUGAAUUUGUUGUUUCUUUGUUGAUUAACUCAACCGGUUAAAGAUCUUUUACAGGUUUCACUUUCACCUCAUGUCAGAACGAAAACUGUGUUAAUCUUAGUUCCCAUUAGUUCAUUAUGCCAAAAAUAUUAAACAUCCACAUAUUUUAUUUAGCUUUCUGUAUUUUUUUCUUCCUUCUGCUCCUUCCCUGCAAACACAUUUUGCACAACCUGUAGCCACUGGCUGAUAGACAUCUGGGGCUUGUUUCCCCUGAUCACAUGUAAUAACGUAAAAAAAACUUACUGUAAAGCAAAAAUACAACAUGUUCUGUGUGACAGCUUCACAUCACAAUAAAUUAAGCACAUUAAGAUAAAUCACUUCUGUUGUUUUAAUAACCCAACAGGUGUGCUUUUGAAUUGUGGUAAGAAAUUAAAGGACACGGAGAAAACUGACACAUGCACGGAGAGGACAGGCAAACUCCACACGCACACAAAGGCCCAAACCGGGAGUAGAACCCACAACCUG